UACAUGUGGUAGACCAUGAUCAUCAUCAACAUCUUCUUAAUACAAGCUCCACCAUAAUUUGCCAUGGCCAGCCAAGUAGCCUCCGUUGAAGAAGUUGCAGGAGACAAAUACAGAUCUUUCAUUCAUGAAGAGGCUGACACAACCCACUGGAGACAUGGUGGACCACCCACCUAUGAUGUUGUGAACCACCUUUUUGAACAAGGUCGAACCAAGGAAUGGCCUAAAGGUUCAUUAGAGGAGACAGUGCAAAACGCCAUAAAAUCAUGGGAGAUGGAGGUUUCUCACAAAACCCGCUUGCAGGAUUUCAGAACCAUAAAUCCUGAAAAGUUCAAGCUCUUUGUUAAUGGGAGGGAGGGGUUAUCUGCAGAGGAAACUCUGAGCAUAGGAAGUUAUAAUGCUUUGCUAAAAAGCUCUCUACCAGAAGAAUUCAAGUAUUACAAAUCUGAAGAAGAGACUUUUGAAUCAUCUCAUGAAGCUUUCAGAUCAGCUUUUCCUCGUGGAUUUGCAUGGGAAGUGAUCAAAGUUUAUACCGGACCCCCUGAAAUUGCUUACAAGUUUAGGCACUGGGGAUUCUUUGAAGGUCCUUUCAAGGGACAUGCCCCUACUGGGAAGAUGGUUGAGUUCUAUGGCUUGGGAACUCUCAAGGUUGACAACUCUCUGAAAGUGGAGGAGGUGGAGAUCUACUACGACCCAGCAGAGUUGCUGGGUGAUCUUCUACCUGCGAGUGGGACCGCCACAGAGGACCCCACUAAAACUACACCAACUUCUCAAGCAUGUCCUUUCUCCAAAUAAUUAGUAUAGUUUAGUAAAAGCUUAAUAUAUCUUUCGAUCUUAGCUUAUGUUUCAAAUCAUGAAUUGCUGAUGGAAUUUCGAUUGUAAUAAAAUGAUACUAUUCGUGUAAUCCUAUGAUAGGUGUGGUCCAAUGAAUAAAUGAGGGAAAAGUGAUUGUGCUA
This is a messenger RNA of Lotus japonicus, 953 nucleotides long. Its product is annotated as pathogen-related protein. The coding region runs from base 64 to 792 and encodes 242 amino acids. The transcript is spliced from 4 exons. Lineage: Eukaryota; Viridiplantae; Streptophyta; Magnoliopsida; Fabales; Fabaceae. The record is from RefSeq and is a predicted model, not a curated record.